Messenger RNA from Eucalyptus grandis, 2167 nucleotides. Its product is annotated as disease resistance protein RUN1-like. Gene Ontology annotation, molecular function: ADP binding. NCBI's taxonomy places the organism in Eukaryota, Viridiplantae, Streptophyta, Magnoliopsida, Myrtales, Myrtaceae. Gene Ontology annotation, biological process: signal transduction; defense response. The record is from RefSeq and is a predicted model, not a curated record. The transcript has 3 exons. The coding region runs from base 46 to 1953 and encodes 635 amino acids.
GACCGAGCUCCUUCGCACGUUUUCUCAAGGUCUGCUACACAAACAAUGGACAUUAGUCACGUUACCGAUCAAUCCUCGUCAAUGUCUAGACAGCCACUCUACGAAGUAUUCCUGAGCUUUAGUGGGGCGGACAUGCGCAGGGGCUUCGCGGAUUUCAUGUACACCAUGUUGACUGAUGUUGGGAUUAGCGUCUUUAGAAUUGAGGAAGAGCUGGAGAGAAGCGAAGAAACCUUCCCCCAGCCGAUCCAGGUGAUAGAGCAGUGCAAGAUAUCAAUACCCAUCAUCUCCAAGGAGUAUGCGUCCAGCCAGAGCUGUCUCCUGGAAUUGGAGCAAAUGGUGGAGUGCAUGGACAAUAAGAGUCGCAUCAUCAUCCCCAUCUUCUACUACAUCGACCCGUCGGACGUACGCAACUGCAGCGGCCCUUCUGAGAGGGCCUUGGAUGAGCACGAAAAGCAGAACUGUAUCCCUCCUCUCCAUCGGAUCGGAGAGUUGGAGGGACACCAUCUCCACGAAAAAAGUGAAGUGUCUCCUGGCGAAGUCGUAAGGCAAAUUGUCUGCCAAGUUGAGCAGAUGCUGAAGAAGCAGGACCUAGUUGUGCCGAAACAAUUAGUUGGAGUCGACUCUCAUGUGCAAGGCAUAAUGGCUAAGCUGAAGGUUGACUACCGCAAUGGGCAAGCGGUUAAAAUUGGGGACUCAAGUGUAACAGUGGUAGGAAUAUUUGGCAUCCCCGGGGUGGGUAAGACGGUUCUGGCCAAAUAUGUUUAUAAUCAACUUUAUCAUCUGUUCGAUGCCUGUAGCUUUCUUGGGGCGAUCCAAGCUGAAAUUGAUCAUCACGGCAUCUUGUCUGUUCAGAACAAUCUAAUUUCUGACCUUGAUAAAGGAAAUGCCAAAAAGUUUGAUUCUUCUGAGAAAGCUCUGCUUCAUAUUCGGAAAAACUUUUGCACCGUGAAGGUCCUCGUUCUUCUUGACGAUGUGACUAAUCACGAACAGCUCAGUGCAUUAGUCGGAGAGCUUGAUUGGCUUGGCCCAGGGAGCAGGGUCAUUCUAACAUCGCAAACACAAGACGUCCUUAUAAACAUCAAUGGUGCGGAAAUUUUUGUCCUUGAACCGAUGAAGCAAGAUGAAGCUCUGAAAUUGUUCCAUAGGCAUGCUUUUGGAACGGAUUCUCCCUAUGAGGAUUACAACAAACUGUCAACAGAUAUUGUUGCAGCUACUGGCCGGCUUCCUUUAGCACUCGAAGUGACAGGUUCAUCUCUGUUUCUUGUUAAAUCAAAGAAAGCGUGGAGGGAAACAUUGACUGCAUUGGAAGUUGCUCCUCACAAGAGAGUCCGAGAAGCCUUGGAGAAGAGCUACAACAACCUAGAUGAGAGUGCACAGCAGAUAUUUCUUGAUAUAGCAUGCUUCUCUAAUGGAAUGGACGAGAGAAUCCCCCAUAACAUAUGGGGUGUCGAUAAUUAUUUUCCUUCUACAUCAAUUCAAGCUCUUCAAGCAAGGUGUUUUGUUGAAAUUGGAGAGGAUAAAAAACUACUCGUGCAUGAAAUACUGAAGAAGUUUGGCCAGGAAAUUGUCAAGAAUGAAAACCGCAAUGAACCUUUUAAGCGCAGUUGGCUGUGCGAUCGCAAAGAUGCACUGCAACUGAAAAGAAGGAAGGGUACUGAGAAAGUCAAAGCCCUCAGGCUCAAUUUUGGUGAUGGAUCCGAAGGGAAUACCAUUUUCAAAUAUGAUCAUCUUGUUAGCAUACCGAACUCGAUGUACCUCAAGCUGGAUUGGGCUAAUAACCAGGGAAGCUUUAAUGUUCUUCUUCCGAAAUUAAGGUGGCUUUCUUGGCAUACAUGGCUCAAGGAUUCUUACAAUCAAUCGCCAGACAGUCGGGUUCACAAAGACUGGGGUGGUUGGAAGUUUUCUGAGGAGGUACGAAAUGAAUUUACUAUCUUUUCGCAUUUUCUCUUUUGACGAUGUAUUUCUCGGAACUCAAAAUUUACCAUCAUAUCCUAUUUAUCUUUGCCGGCAAGGAAACUGAAAGUUUUGACCCUAACUCCUUGUCGCCAGUUGAGGGCCACUCCAACAGUUGGUGAUCUGAGAAUUUGGUUUAUUUGAAUAUGAAGGGGUGCAGUUUCCUCUAUAAAUUGCCAGAUUGGGGUCCCAUGAGAGGCCUGGAAGAGCUGCU